AUGCCCAUGCUAAUCAAAGGCAUCAACCAAAGAAAAGCCCGCAAGAGCAGUGUUGAAAGGGUUCCUCAGGAGAGGAAAAAGGAGAAUAAAAAGCAUGAAGACCUUCCAGAAGGCCACCACUUACCCCAAGGUCAAAUGCUGCAGGACACGGAGCACAACCAUAGUGCUGGGAGCAAAAAUAAAGAGGCGGGAGAAAACGAGGCUGCAGAGGAAGGACCCUUUCUCAGCAAAACAGAGCUACGAAAAGAUGUGAAAGGAGCGAGUGACAGCAAAGCCACAGGACGAAAUCGUGGAUCACCCUCUCCUACAGCAAAGAGUUUCCGAAUGUACGACGUGAGUCCUCUCUCUUCUUACCCGUUGCAGACUGAGAAGAUGUAUCCCCACAGAAGGGCUAGGAUGGCCCGUCUGCCCCAGCAGGGUCCUUUCCGGCACCUUCUGGACAUGAAGACAGAGAAGAGACUGGCAGGCUGGAAGGAACGGCGCAGCCGCUUUGGUGACAUCAGCGUGCACAAGUGCUAUCCGUUUGGGCAGCUCUUCUCUCCUUUCCAGGCUCUGGCUACCACGGAAAUGCGAAAGCUGGUAUUGCCUCGAGACCUACCCAUGAGUUCUCAUACGCAGAGAAUAAGUUCUUCAUCCCUCAGUGACAUGAAUCUCCAGGAUUUACCCCUGUCUCCCAAAGAGCUGAGCUUGGGAAAGAAUGACAACCGUCAAGAAAAAGAGAAACCAGUGAGCCAUAUUAAAACGCCUUUAUUCCCCCCCAUAGUUAAGGCAACAAAAUAUAAUGACAUGAAAUAA
Molecule: messenger RNA, 795 nt
Organism: Psammomys obesus (fat sand rat)
Lineage: Eukaryota; Metazoa; Chordata; Mammalia; Rodentia; Muridae
Exons: 5
Coding region: 1-795 (264 amino acids)
Source: RefSeq, a predicted model, not a curated record